Molecule: messenger RNA, 552 nt
Organism: Pterocles gutturalis (yellow-throated sandgrouse)
Lineage: Eukaryota; Metazoa; Chordata; Aves; Pterocliformes; Pteroclidae
Gene: NT5M
Product: 5',3'-nucleotidase, mitochondrial
Exons: 5
Biological process (GO): pyrimidine deoxyribonucleotide catabolic process
Molecular function (GO): 5'-nucleotidase activity
Source: RefSeq, a predicted model, not a curated record
GGAGGCUUCCUCAAGAAGUUCAGGGCCAGGUACCCCAACAAGCCCUACAUUGCCCUGGAGGACCGGAGGGGCUUCUGGGUGUCGGAGCAAUACGGGCGCCUGGGACCUGAGCUGAGUGAGAAAGCCAUCAGCAUCUGGGAAUCCAAGAACUUCUUCUUUGAGCUGGACCCACUCCCUGGGGCUGUGGAAGCCGUGAAGGAAAUGGCAAAUUUGGCAGACACUGACGUGUUCAUCUGCACAAGCCCCAUCAAGAAGUACCGCUACUGCCCUUACGAGAAGUACGCCUGGGUGGAGAAGCACUUCGGCCCCGAGUUUCUUGAGCAGAUUGUUUUGACGCGAGAUAAGACAGUGGUUUCUGCUGACCUGCUGAUAGACGACAGACCUGAUAUAACAGGGGCCGAGCAGAAUCCCAGCUGGGAGCACGUGCUCUUCACAGCCUGCCACAACAAGCACCUCCAGCUAAAGCCUCCCAGCCGCAGGCUGCACUCCUGGACCGACGACUGGAAGGCCAUCCUGGACAGCAAGCGCCUGCCACCCGGCCAGUCCACCUAA